CAUAGUGUAGACUUAAACAUCAUAAUGUAAACAUAGUGUAGAUUAAAACAUCAUAGUGUAAACACAGCGUAAACAUAAGCGUCAUAAUGUAAUCACAGCGUAGACUAAAACAUCACGGUGUAAAUAUAGCGUUGACUAAAACAUCAUAGUGUAGACAAAGCGUGGACGAAAACAUCAUAGUGUUAACAUAACAUAGACGAAAACAUCAUAGUGUAAACAGCGUACAUUUAAAUAAGCGUACACCUGAUGCGCACUAAAACUUGAACAAAUUCAGAAAUACAGUUUCGACUCAAACUUGAAAAACAGAAUGUUCAUUUAUUCAGUAUUUGUUUUUGCUUAUGUUACAAUUUAGAACAAUAUAGAAUCAAUAGAUUAAUUGGCUUACUGAUUUACAUAUUACGUGCAGUCAUGCUGUUAUCAUCGGUCACUGUAUACGCAGGUGGUACUCCACAUAGAGAUGGUGGUAUACGUAAACAGUCUCGUGAAGUCCCACUUGAUCUGUCUGGCAGAGGCUUCAUAUAGAUAUAAAUACCUUGACAAAAGAAGACGGGGGAGGACUUACUAGAUAUUUUUGCACAAUAUGGACAAAAAGAUGAAUUUUGAUGAAAUCAUUGAGAAAAUCGGCAGUUUUGGAAAAUACCAAAUAAUCCAAGUUAUUCUGAUGUGCCUUCCUCAUAUCAAUGCCGCUAUUUUCAUGGUGAUGUCUGUUAUAUUGCUCGGAGUACCAAAAUACAGAUGUAAUAUACCUGGCUACACCGGUGAUACCUACCUGAUACAGAGCCCAGAACACCAGACACUCGUGGACAACUAUAUACCGAGAUCAUCUGACAGUACAAAAGACUAUGAUCAGUGUCAUAUCUAUAAUAAUAACAGUACAUACAGUCACAACAGUACUUUUCCUGGCAAUAGGUCGACAGUGGAAUGUGAUAGUUGGGUAUAUAGUCAGUCGACGUUCACGGAAACAUUUGUAUCAGAGCACGACCUUGUUUGCAGUAAUGGUGAUUUGUUAUCGUUGACUAAGAUGAUGUUCUUUGUUGGAGUUCUCGUCGGAUCCUUCACUUUCGGAUUGCUCGCGGAUAGAUAUGGGAGGAAGUUUUCAAUGUGCUGUGCUAUAGUUCUACAGUUGCUGUCCUCCGUUGGUCUGGCUUGGGCCCCUAACUUGCCAGUCUACAUAACUCUUCGGUUCAUGAUCGGGGCUACCACUAACGGGAUUGUUCUCACCACGUUUGUGUUAACUUUGGAGAUUGUUGGGACUAGCAAACGAGUUCAGGCGAGCAUGAUAAACGGAUUCUUCUUUGCUGGCGGAGAGGUGAUCCUGGCCGGUCUAAGCUAUUUAUUACGUAAUUGGCAGUAUAUUGAACUGAUUGUUGGAAGUUCAACAGUAUUCUAUCUCUCCUUUUUCUGGAUCAUUCAAGAAUCUCCCCGAUGGCUUCUUAACCAUGGUCAGACUAAGAAAGCAGAGAAAGUGAUAAAACGAAUAGCAGAGGUCAACAAAAAGAGCCAAUAUUUAGAACCAAUCCUGAAUUACAAAGAGGACGAGAAACAAAAGGGAGACAUAAGGCACAUUUUUACCUCCAGAGUAUUGUUUGGCAGAACACUGAUAUUGUUCCUGAACUGGUGCGUGAUAGCCAUGACGUUUUACGGGUUGUCAAUGAACACAGGAAAUAUCGGUGGCGAUUUUUACCUGAACUUCAUGUUACUUGGGUUGAUGGAUUUCCCGUCCUCUCUACUAUUGCUACUGUUACUGAAUAGAAUCGGCAGAAAAAAAAUGCACUGUACCUCUAUGAUCGUGGGUGGCGUUUCGUGUCUGUCAACAUUGUUUACUACAACCUAUGGAGGCGAAUCUCUUCACGGUUUGACUGUCGCUCUGGUGUUAAUAGGAAAGCUUGGAGCAGGUUGUGCCUUCGGCAGUGUCUUCAUAUUUACGUCUGAACUAUACCCCACUGUGGUUAGAAAUGCCGGUAUGGGAGCGUGCUCCUGCUUUGCCCGGUUUGGAUCUAUGAUAGCUCCGUAUGUUAUUUCAUCGGCUGCUGACAUUGGAGGGACUACCGGGAAGGCAGUUCCAUUGAUUGUAUUCGGUUCAGCGUCCAUUGCCGCCGGGUUACUAGCCCUCUUCCUUCCAGAAACGCUUAACAAAGACUUACCGGACACAAUUGAAGAGGGAAAACUAUUUGGAACACCAGAAUACGAUUCCAUAAAGAAAACAGGAAACAUCAAUAAAAGGUUUGCUAUGGAAGGAGAACUAUCCGUACAGACGGGCAGCGUGUAAAUGGACACACGUCAACUUCUGUGCUACAAACAAACGGUCAUAUUAUGUAAAAGUUAACAUCAGGUUUGUUUCAAAAUAAAAACUAAGAUAAACGAA
This is a messenger RNA of Pecten maximus, 2365 nucleotides long. RefSeq names its product organic cation transporter protein-like. Gene Ontology annotation, cellular component: membrane. The coding region runs from base 581 to 2269 and encodes 562 amino acids. Gene Ontology annotation, biological process: transmembrane transport. The record is from RefSeq and is a predicted model, not a curated record. Gene Ontology annotation, molecular function: transmembrane transporter activity. The transcript is spliced from 10 exons. Lineage: Eukaryota; Metazoa; Mollusca; Bivalvia; Pectinida; Pectinidae.